Molecule: messenger RNA, 1035 nt
Organism: Echinops telfairi (small Madagascar hedgehog)
Lineage: Eukaryota; Metazoa; Chordata; Mammalia; Afrosoricida; Tenrecidae
Product: olfactory receptor 2Z1-like
Exons: 1
Coding region: 70-1035 (321 amino acids)
Biological process (GO): G protein-coupled receptor signaling pathway
Cellular component (GO): membrane
Molecular function (GO): olfactory receptor activity; G protein-coupled receptor activity
Source: RefSeq, a predicted model, not a curated record
GUAUAUCAGAUGAAACCCAUUUAUCAUCCGCAAUGAAGCAUCUCACCCAAAGUUCUGUUCUUCCUGCAGAUGAAUAAUACCUCCUGGAGAAUGGGGACAAUCAAUCAGUCAGUAACCUUGGACUUCACACUUGUCGGGCUUUUCAGCCACUCGGGGUCACACUUGUUCCUCUUCUCCCUUGUGGCCAUCAUGUUCACCAUGGGCCUGCUGGGUAACAGCAUCCUGAUCUUCCUGAUCCACAUGGACUCCCGACUCCACACACCCAUGUACUUCCUGCUCAGCCAGCUCUCCCUGUUGGAUGUUGGUUUCCCCCUGGUCACCAUCCCCAAGAUGGCAGCCGACUUUCUGCAGGGAGGUGGAUCCAUCUCUUUUGGGGGUUGUGGCGCUCAGAUGUUCUUCUUGAUGCUGACGGGAGUCUCUGAGGGUGUCCUGCUGUCCCUCAUGUCCUAUGACCGCUACGUGGCCGUGUGCCACCCCCUGCAUUACCCUGUGCUCAUGAGACGCCAGGUGUGCUUGCUCAUGGUGUGCACUUCCUGGCUGUCAGGGGUGCUUGUCGCCACCAUCCAGACCUCCAUCACCUUGCACUUUCCCUUCUGUGCCUCCCGCACCGUAGAUCACUUCUUCUGUGAGCUGCCUGCCCUGCUGAAGCUCUCCUGCGAAGACACUUCUACCUAUGAGUUGGCGCUGUCCAUCUCGGGAGUGCUGAUCUUGCUGCUGCCCAUGUCGCUCAUAGGCACUUCCUACGGUCACGUGCUGGGGGCCAUCAUCCGCAUGCGCUCGGCAGAGGCCAGACACAAGGCUUUCACCACCUGUUCUUCGCACAUCACCGUGGUGGGGCUCUUCUAUGGGGCUGCCGUGUUCAUGUACAUGGUACCAGGCACCUACCACAGUCCACAGCAGGACAACGUGGUCUCCCUUUUCUACAGUCUCGUCACCCCCACGCUCAACCCUCUCAUCUACAGCCUGAGGAACCGCGAAGUACGUAUGGCUUUGGUCAAGGUCCUUGUCAGAGCUGGCUUCAGGCCAAAGAGAUGA